AUGUGGACACCACAAUCCACAAGCCAAGUGACCCUGAGGGAGGGUGGUUGUGGUGGUGGCCACUCCUUUGAUAAAUUUGGAGAAACCAAGGCCAUGGAGACCAAGCAUGUAUUUCCCUAUCUUGUGCCUGGCUCUCUCUGCUGGAGGAUACCCCUGGUCACUACUCAGCCCACAGCUGGUUGGAUCCACACAGCUCAGGACGGCUGGGUCGUGUCCCAACACAGAAGCAGAAGAGGAUCCCUUGCCUGGAAGACCCAGGGAGCUGAAAGGAAAUCCUCUCAGAGACAUCCCACUGAUACCACGGAGAGUGCAGCCUCCCCAGAUAGCAACAGCUUCAUUGAGGACGUUGUUAAGUGUUUGCUGAACACAGUGAGCAAAGAGGAUCUGCAGCAGCUGCUGACUCAAGAUGAAGCCUGGGACAGUGUUAAGACAGAAGCUGAAUUGUCCAGGGAAGAAGCAGAUGAACUACGUGAAGCUCUGAAGAAGCACACAGCACACACAGCUGUGGAGGACAAAGACAGGCUCCAAGAAGUCCAGCAGGCUAAGGAGAGGACGUUGGCUGCAUUUCCAAAGCUGAAAGAGGAGGUUAGAAAAGACAUAGAAAAGCUUCGUGCACUUGCAGACCAGCUUGAUCAGGUGCACAGGGACUGUACCCUCUCCAGUGUGGUGGCUGGAUCCACCACAGCUGCCUCUGCAGUCUUGGGUAUCCUUGGUUUUGCUCUGGCACCCUUCACAGCAGGUGCUAGUUUGGUCCUCUCAGGAGCAGGGACAGUGCUGGGUUUAGCGAGUGGUGUGACCAGUAUUUCCACUAGCAUAGUGGAUUACUCAAAGACAUCGUCAACUGCAGGUGAAGCUAAAAGCCUGGUGUCAAACAUCAUGUGCAAACUGACAAGGUUCAUGCAGGAUAUAGGUAACUUCCCACCCAAAGUCGUUUCCUCAACUGAAAAUUGGAGUCAACACCUGAAAGACAUUGGGAAGACCAUAGGUUCCAUUAAGCAGGCUAAAGGUGACCAUAACUUAAUAAUCAGUGCCCAAUACGGCAUGUUGAUUAAAAAUAUCUGCUUGGGAAGUUGUAAUCAGCUGAACACAGCCGUUAGACCUUUCCUUCAGGUAAUGAGCAUGGCACGGAAAGCCCUCAGAGUUGUCAGCAUGGCCUUCUUUGUGAUAGAUAUGAUUGAUCUUGCAAACAACUCAAAGCAUUUGCAAGAAGGGGCAAAAUCAGAGUAUGCUGAAGAGCUUCGGAAGGUGGCUGCGGCACUGCAAAGCCAUUUGGAGGACCUGGAGGAGAUGUUCAGACUCAAAUAGUCAGACUCAAGUCAGUGACCCCCGCUCUUCAGCAGUGCAGCCGUCAGAGGAGAUGUGCUGGACAAAGCUGUGGGCAAGAGAAAGGCAUUUUAUUAGCAAGCAAAGAGGACUCACCCUCAUAAGGGCUCUCCUGACUGACAGUAGGGCAAGAGACAGAGCCUUAUCCCAGGCAAGUUUGCCUUUUUCACAAAUCUUAGCUCAUGUGCCUAAAUUUGAAGUGAAUCCUUGCUCCCUAUCUAAAUACCAUUCUAUUAAGGACUAUUAAAAAUAGUCCUCAUAUAUUGUUUUCUGAGUCUGUUUGAUGAUCAUGUAACCUGACAGUCUCACACUUGGCCCACAUCCGUGGGUCUGAUCCGCUUCCUCCCAACCCGCGUGCAUUGCCAGCACUAAUCGGAAGCAUGUACCUCAGCAGUGUUACUAAGAUGUAUCUGACUCAGUAAGAUGUGUGUACGUCAGCUGUGUUAAGAGGUAAAUGAUCAAACUGCACCUUAAGUCUAAUCACUGAACUAUGAAUAUGGCUAAUACUAAAAAGCUACUACACAGCUCCUUAUGACACAUUGCAUGUUUUUU
Molecule: messenger RNA, 1875 nt
Organism: Chinchilla lanigera (long-tailed chinchilla)
Lineage: Eukaryota; Metazoa; Chordata; Mammalia; Rodentia; Chinchillidae
Product: apolipoprotein L2-like
Exons: 5
Coding region: 1-1305 (434 amino acids)
Biological process (GO): lipid transport; lipoprotein metabolic process
Cellular component (GO): membrane; extracellular region
Molecular function (GO): lipid binding
Source: RefSeq, a predicted model, not a curated record